CACAAAAAGCCGCAUAUGAGCACUUCCUCUGUUGCGUUCAUUUAUACUUGUGCUCUGCAGAGUGUCAGUGUGCAGGAGAGAGAGACUGGAUAUUCUUCUGUUCUACAAGUCAUGACUGAGGCAGAGAGGUUCAUCCUCAUUGGCUGUCUGCUGCAAGGUGCCCUGGGCAGAGAUUGGGCAAUCUGGAUGCCUCAGAGUAUAGCAGCUCUGAGUGGAUCCUGUGUGCUGAUUCCCUGCAGAUUUGAGAUCCCAUCUGUAUAUGAUCGAUAUCUGGUAGCAGGGGCUAAAGGACAAUGGAAAAAAGGUGGAACAGGUGGUCCAGUAGUGUUUGACUCCAGUAUAACUGAGGCAAAGCUGGAAAUUAAAGGAACAUUAAUUGGAAAACUGGAGAAGAAGAACUGCACCACAAUCCUGGACCGCUUCCCUCCAUCUUACAGUGAUGACUAUUUCUUCAGAUUGGAAACCAUGCGUACGCUCAGGUUUAACUAUCGCAAAGGUGUCAACAUUAACGUGCACGACUCUCCACCCAAACCAAAAUUCAUCCCAGAGAGGGUGGAGGUGAUGGAGGGGGCCUCUGUGAAUUUGAGCUGCUCUGCUGCAGCCCCCUGUCCCAAACUCCCCCCAAAUCUGACAUGGACCCCCAGGCUGAGUGACAGUGUGGAUCAACUGCAAGAGAAUGAGGAUCGAACCAAAUCUGUGUUUUCUGUUCUGACCUUCACUGCUUCCCACCUCCACCAUGGGCAGAAGAUCACCUGCAGGGCACUUUACACACUGCAACAAGAAGACAUUCAGAAGACAACUGAGGCCAGUCUGACUCUCAGAGUUCUAUAUCCUCCUAAGAACACCUCAGUGUCAGUCAGCCCCUCUGGUUCAGUGUUAGAGGGCAGCUCUGUGACUCUGACCUGCAGCAGUAAUGCCAACCCAGCAGUGCAGAACUACACCUGGUAUAAAGUGAAUGGGACAGAGAUGAACACUGUAGGAACUGGACAGAAUCUCACCUUCAAUUUGACUGAGUCCAGUGGCAGUGAACAGUACUACUGUGAAGCACAGAAUGAACAUGGCAAGGAGAACUCAACAAAUGUCCAACUAAACGUGAUAUAUCCUCCUAAGAACACCUCAGUGUCAAUCAGUCCCUCUGGUUCAUUUUUACCGGGUAGCACUGUGACUCUGACCUGCAGCAGUAAUGCCAACCCAGCAGUGCAAAACUACACCUGGUAUAAAGUGAAUGGGACAGAGAUGAACACUGUAGGAACUGGACAGAAUCUCACCUUCACUGUGACUGAGUCCAGUGGCAGUGAACAGUACUACUGUGAAGCUCAGAAUGAACAUGGCAAGGACAAAUCAGCAAAUGUCCAACUAAGCGUGAUAUACAUGCCUCAGAUCUCUGGCUCUGGGAGCUGCAGCAGAACUGCAGCAGAGAUCAGCUGCUCCUGUGAGAGCCGUGGGAAUCCCUCUCCCAGCAUGGAGUGGCGUGUGUCUGGACUGCGGGUCACUAACUCUACUGACAGAGUCAUCAGGGAGGAGCAGCUGGGGAACACAGGCCUGAGGAGCUCCCUCACCAUGCGCCAAUCACAGGGAGACACGCCCACUCUCCUCUGCGUCAGCACCAACACUCUCGGCUCCUCCAGCCUCCAGCUCCACCUCCCGUCUCCACAGCAACACUCAGGAUUCACUUGCAUCAAUCUACUAUUACUUAUUAUCAUUGUAGGACUGAUUUGUCUGCAUGUGCUGACUGUUGGAUUCUGUAUCCACAAAAAUAAAAGGUUGUCUAGAAGACUGAAGGCUGAGGGUCAGUGUGCAGUGGAGACAGACUGGAUAUUCUUCUGUUCUACAGAUAUAUAUUGGUCCAGGUGGUGCUGGACUACAAGCAACAGAAGACGGGAACCAAUUCCUCAACAAAUAGUCAUGAUUGAAGCAGAGAGGUUCAUCCUCAUUGGCUGCCUGCUGCAAGGUGCCCUGGGGAGAGAGUUUGCAGUCUGGAUGCCUCAGAGUAUAGAAGCUCUGAGUGGAUCCUGUGUGCUGAUUCCCUGCACAUUUGAUAUAAAAUCUAAAUUUGACAGAGAUCUGACAGCUAAGGCUAAAGGACUCUGGAAAAAAAGUAGCAAUAAUGGUGAAAUCGUGUUCGAUUCCAGCAGAACUGAGAAUGAAAUUAAAGGAACAUUAACUGGAAAACUGAAGGAGAGGAACUGCACCACAAUCCUGGAUCGCUUCCCUUUGACUCACAAUGAUACUUAUUUCUUCAGAUUGGAAUCCCAGACUCCUCUCACGUAUAAUUUUCCUACAGGUGUCAAAAUUAACGUACAAGACUCUCCACCCAAACCCAAGUUAACCCCAGAGAGGCUGGAGGUGAUGGAGGGGACCUUUGUGAGUUUGAACUGCUCUGCUGCAGCCCCCUGUCCCGAACUCCCCCCAAAUCUGACAUGGACCCCCAGGCUGAGUGACAGUGUGGAUCAACUGCAAAAGAAUGAGGAUCGAACCAAAUCUGUGUCUUCUGUUCUGACCUUCACUGCUUCCCACCUCCACCAUGGGCAGAAGAUCACCUGCAGGGCACUUUACACACUGCAACAAGACGACACUCAGAAGACAUCUGAGGCCAGUCUGACUCUCAGAGUUCUGUAUCCUCCUAAGAACACCUCAGUGUCAGUCAGUCCCUCUGGUUCAGUGUUAGCGGGCAGCUUAGUGACUCUGACCUGCAGCAGUAAUGCCAACCCAGCAGUGCAGAACUACACCUGAUAUAAAGUGAAUGGGACAGAGAUGAACACUGUAGGAACUGAACAGAAUAUCACCUUCACUGUGACUGAGUCCAGUGGCAGUGAACAGUACUACUGUGAAGCACAGAAUGAACAUGGCAAGGACAACUCAGCAAAUGUCCAACUAAACGUGAUAUACAUGCCUCAGAUAUCUGGCUCUGGGAGCUGCAGCAGAACUGCAGGAGAGAUCAGCUGCUCCUGUGAGAGCCGUGGGAAUCCCUCUCCCAGCAUGGAGUGGCGUGUGUCUGGACUGCGGGUCACUAACUCAACUGACAGAGUCAUCAGGGAGGAGCAGCUGGGGAACACAGGCCUGAGGAGCUCCCUCACCAUGCGCCAAUCACAGGGAGACACGCCCACUCUCCUCUGCAUCAGCACCAACACUCUAGGCAACUCCAGCAUCCAGCUCCACCUCCCUUUGUCUAGAACACUGAAGGGAGGGAGGGACGGGGACACAUAUGCCAGUCUGCAGCUCCCCAACAUCAGCCCUGAAUAUGACGUGCUGCAGCAAGAGCAGGCACUCCGUGCAUCUUACCACGUAGCUCACCGUAUUGCAAAGUCCAAGAAGCCCCACACCACUGCAGAAGACCUUAUCUUACCUGCAGCCGUUGACAUGGUCAGAGAGGUGCUGGAUCAAUCUGCUGCGGAUAAACGGAAGACCAUACCACUGUCGAAUGAUUCCAUAAGUAGGCGGAUUGAAGAAAUGUCCGAUGACAUCAAACAACAGACCACAGCUCGCGUCAAGGGAGGGAGGGACGGGGACACAUAUGCCAGUCUGCAGCUCCCCAACAUCAGCCCUGAAUAUGACGUGCUGCAGGCUGAGGUUCCUCUGCUCCUCAGAGUCAUGAUUGAAGCAGAGAGGUUCAUCCUCAUUGGCUGCCUGCUGCAAGGAGCCCUUGGGAGACAGUUUGAAGUCUGGAUGCCUCAGAGUAUAGAAGCUCUGAGUGGAUCCUGUGUGCUGAUUCCCUGCAGAUUUGAUAUAGCCUCUCAAUAUGACAACGAUCUGACAGCUGAGGCUAAAGGACUAUGGAAAAAAAGUAGCAAUAAGGGUGAAAUCGUGUUUGAUUCCAUCAAAACUAACUACAAAAUUAAAGGAAGAUUAACUGGACAACUGCUGAUGAAGAACUGCACCACAAUUCUGGAUCGCUUCCCUCCAUCUUACAGUGAUGAUUAUUUCUUCAGAUUGGAAUCCUCAAAACUCAAGUAUGAUUAUUCUACAGCUGUCAAAAUUAAUGCACAAGACUCUCCACCCAAACCCAAGAUAACCACAGAGAGGGUGGAGGUGAUGGAGGGGACCUCUGUGAGUUUGAGCUGCUCUGCUGCAGCCCCCUGUCCUGAACUCCCCCCAAAUCUGACAUGGACCCCCAGGCUGAGUGACAGUGUGGAUCAACUGCAAGAGAAUGAGGAUCGAACCAAAUCUGUGUCUUCUGUUGUGACCUUCACUGCUUCCCACAUCCACCAUGGGCAGACGAUCAAUUGCAGUGCACUUUACACACUGCAGCAUGAAAACAUUCAGAAGACAUCUGAGGCCAGUCUGACUCUAAGAGUUCUAUAUCCUCCUAAGAACACCUCAGUGUCAGUCAGUCCCUCUGGUUCAGUGUUAGAGGGCAGCUCUGUGACUCUGACCUGCAGCAGUAAUGCCAACCCAGCAGUGCAGAGAUACACCUGGUAUAAAGUGAAUGGGACAAAGAUGAAAACUGUAGGAACUGGACAAAAUCUCACCUUCAAUGUGACUGAGUCCAGUGGCAGUGAACAGUACUACUGUGAAGCACAGAAUGAACAUGGCAAGGAGAACUCAACGGUACAACUGGAAGUUUAUUAUCCUCCUAAGAACACCUCAGUGUUAGUCAGUCCCUCUGGAUCAGUGUUAGCGAGCAGCUCUGUGACUCUGACCUGCAGCAGUAAUGCCAAACCAGCAGUGCAGAACUACACCUGGUAUAAAGUGAAUGGGACAGAGAUGAACACUGUAGGAACUGGACAGAAUCUCACCUUCAAUGUGACUGAGUCCAGUGACAGUGAACAGUACUACUGUGAAGCACAGAAUGAACAUGGCAAGGAGAACUCAACUGUACAACUGGAAGUUUAUUAUCCUCCUAAGACCACCUCAGUGUCAGUCAGUCCCUCUGGAUCAGUGUUAGAGGGCAGUUCUGUGACUCUGACCUGCAGCAGUAAUGCCAACCCAGCAGUGCAGAACUACACCUGGUAUAAAGUGAAUGGGACAGAGAUGAACACUGUAGGAACUGGACAAAAUAUCACCUUCACUGUGACUGAGUCCAGUGGCAGUGAACAGUACUACUGUGAAGCACAGAAUGAACAUGGCAAGGAGAAUUCAACUGUACAACUGGACGUUUUUUAUCCUCCUAAGAACACCACAGUGUCAGUCAGUCCCUCUGGAUCAGUGUUAGCGGGCAGCUCUGUGACUCUGACCUGCAGCAGUAAUGCCAAACCAGCAGUGCAGAACUACACCUGGUAUAAAGUGAAUGGGACAGAGAUGAACACUGUAGGAACUGGACAGAAUCUCACCUUCAAUGUGACUGAGUCCAGUGACAGUGAACAGUACUACUGUGAAGCACAGAAUGAACAUGGCAAGGAGAACUCAACUGUACAACUGGAAGUUUAUUAUCCUCCUAAGACCACCUCAGUGUCAGUCAGUCCCUCUGGAUCAGUGUUAGAGGGCAGUUCUGUGACUCUGACCUGCAGCAGUAAUGCCAACCCAGCAGUGCAGAACUACACCUGGUAUAAAGUGAAUGGGACAGAGAUGAACACUGUAGGAACUGGACAAAAUAUCACCUUCACUGUGACUGAGUCCAGUGGCAGUGAACAGUACUACUGUGAAGCACAGAAUGAACAUGGCAAGGAGAAUUCAACUGUACAACUGGACGUUUUUUAUCCUCCUAAGAACACCACAGUGUCAGUCAGUCCCUCUGGAUCAGUGUUAGCGGGCAGCUCUGUGACUCUGACCUGCAGCAGUAAUGCCAAACCAGCAGUGCAGAACUACACCUGGUAUAAAGUGAAUGGGACAGAGAUGAACACUGUAGGAACUGGACAGAAUCUCACCUUCAAUGUGACUGAGUCCAGUGACAGUGAACAGUACUACUGUGAAGCACAGAAUGAACAUGGCAAGGAGAACUCAACUGUACAACUGGAAGUUUAUUAUCCUCCUAAGACCACCUCAGUGUCAGUCAGUCCCUCUGGAUCAGUGUUAGAGGGCAGUUCUGUGACUCUGACCUGCAGCAGUAAUGCCAACCCAGCAGUGCAGAACUACACCUGGUAUAAAGUGAAUGGGACAGAGAUGAACACUGUAGGAACUGGACAAAAUAUCACCUUCACUGUGACUGAGUCCAGUGGCAGUGAACAGUACUACUGUGAAGCACAGAAUGAACAUGGCAAGGAGAAUUCAACUGUACAACUGGACGUUUUUUAUCCUCCUAAGAACACCACAGUUUCAGUCAGUCCCUCUGGAUCAGUGUUAGUGGGCAGCUCUGUGACUCUGACCUGCAGCAGUAAUGCCAAACCAGCAGUGCAGAACUACACCUGGUAUAAAGUGAAUGGGACAGAGAUGAACACUGUAGGAACUGGACAGAAUCUCACCUUCAAUGUGACUGAGUCCAGUGACAGUGAACAGUACUACUGUGAAGCACAGAAUGAACAUGGCAAGGAGAACUCAACUGUACAACUGGAAGUUUAUUAUCCUCCUAAGAACACUUCAGUGUCAGUCAGCCCCUCUGUUUUUGUGUUGGUGGGCAGCUCUGUGACUCUGACCUGCAGCAGUAAUGCCAACCCAGCAGUGAAAAAAUACACCUGGUAUAAAGUGAAUGGGACAGAGAUGAACACUGUAGGAACUGGACAGAAUCUCACCUUCACUGUGACUGAGUCUAGUGGCAGUGAACAGUACUACUGUGAAGCACAGAAUGAACAUGGCAAGGAGAAUUCAACUGUACAACUGGAAGUUCAUUAUCCUCCUAAGAACACCUCAGUGUCAGUCAGACCCUCUGGUUCUUUGUUAGCGGGCAGCUCUGUGACUCUGACCUGCAGCAGUAAUGCCAACCCAGCAGUGCAGAGAUACAACUGGUAUAAAGGGAAUGGGACAGAGAUAAACACUGUAGGAACUGGACAGAAUCUCACCUUCAAUGUGACUGAGUCCAGUGGCAGUGAACAGUACUACUGUGAAGCACAGAAUGAACAUGGCAAGGAGAACUCAACUGUACAACUGGAAGUUGAUUAUCCUCCUAAGAACACCUCAGUGUCAGUCAGCCCCUCUGAUUUAGUGUUAGAGGGCAGCUCUGUGACUCUGACCUGCAGCAGUAAUGCCAACCCAGCAGUGCAGAACUACACCUGGUAUAAAGUGAAUGGGACAGAGAUAAACACUGUAGGAACUGGACAGAAUCUCACCUUCACUGUGACUGAGUCCAGUGGCAGUGAACAGUACUACUGUGAAGCACAGAAUGAACAUGGCAAGGAGAACUCAACUGUACAACUGGAAGUUUAUUAUCCUCCUAAGAACACCUCAGUGUUAGUCAGCCCCUCUAGUUCAGUGUUAGAGGGCAGCUCUAUGACUCUGACCUGCAGCAGUAAUGCCAAACCAGAAGUGCAGAACUACACCUGGUAUAAAGUGAAUGGGACAGAGAUGAACGCUGUAGGAACUGGACAGAAUCUCACCUUCACUGUGACUGAGUCCAGUGGCAGUGAACAGUACUACUGUGAAGCACAGAAUGAACAUGGCAAGGAGAACUCAACAACUGUACAGCUGAAUGUGAUAUACAUGCCUCAGAUCUCUGGCUCUGGGAGCUGCAGCAGAACUGCAGCAGAGAUCAGCUGCUCCUGUGAGAGCCGUGGGAAUCCCUCUCCCAGCAUGGAGUGGCGUGUGUCUGGACUGCGGGUCACUAACUCUACUGACAGAGUCAUCAGGGAGGAGCAUCUGGGGAACACAGGCCUGAGGAGCUCCCUCACCAUAGGCCAAUCACAAGCAGACACGCCCACUCUCCUCUGCGUCAGCACCAACACUCUCGGCUCCUCCAUCCUCCAGCUCCACCUCCCGUCUCCGCAGCAACACACAGGUUUCGGCAUUCCUUCACUGCUGAUUGGUGCAGCUGCCGGUGCUGGUGCCAUGAUGAUGAUAUGCCUCAUAAUGCAGCACAUUCUAAAGAAGAAGAGACACAGCCAGUGUUCUGGAAGUAGAAUGAAGGACAGCGAAGGGCUCAUACUGACAGAUGGGGCGGCCGCUCAAGAUGAGGAAUCGAUCUACGUCAACAAGACCAUGCUGUCGGGCGCGGGUGCGGUGGAAAAGGGGGACGGGGGCGCCCUGCACUAUGCCACCGUGGAUUUCUCCAAUCUUCCCGGCACGGGUGGGGAACACGGAACGGGCAUCGUCCGGGGCACUUCCAAACGGACGUCCGACUACGCCAUGAUCCAACACAAAUCCAGGGAAGAGAGAGAAGGAGGAGAGGAAGAAGGUGAGGAGGUGCAGGAGGAGAUGAGGAAGGAGGGCCAAGAUGAGCUGGGCACAGAGAGGGAGUCAGCCGAGGCGAGGAGCGAGAAGGAGGAGGAGUCUGGGCCGAAUCUGAGCCCACAGGCCUCCGUCAACCCUGAGCCCACGGAGGAGGCCACCUACGGGAACAUCUGCCCCUCCAGGCCCACUAAGAGGGCACGGCAGGGCCUGCAGCAGCCGCCCGGGAACCCUGCUGCAGAGGAGGAGCAGGAGGAGCAGCGCCAGGAGGAGAACUCAGCAGGAGGCCAGGAGGACAUUUACGUGGACGUCAUGAGCCCCCUGACGGAGGGUAACGGAAAGGGAACGGAGGAGAGUGAGUACGCCGAGGUCAGGAAUCUCCAACAGCAUUAAGAUGCCACAGAUAUAGCCCAAAUCACACCACGCUACAGGCAUUAUGAGAGCGUACAGCAUGCUACAUAACGCGUUAUGCUACAUUAUGAUACAUUACAAAACGGUCCCAAACUGAAGCACAGUAUCUGUCUCAUACAAUCUGGUGCAGUAGUGACGAGCCACAAACAGGGUGAAAAAGUCAAAUCUGCAAAGUGCGAAAAGGUCGAUAAAUAUGGUCAGAAAAACACUGAAACAAUUCUAACACACACAUUAUUUGAAUUUGGUGAACUCAGCCUGACAUGGCAUUAAUGACAAAGUAAGUACCUUUAGUCCUGGAUGCUGUUAAAAUGUUACUUGAAAACAUUUUGAAUCCCCUCUGAAUCUAAAAAUUGUACUUUGAAUCUGUCGUGUCUGAUUUAGUUUAAAACGUCUGUAUGAUAUCCAUAUGUAAAUAUCCAUAGCUAAGCCUAUCCUUUAAUAUUCUUCUUUACACUUCUUCUUUGCAAGUCCUUGAGUGUUCUAUAUCUAUUUCUCAUGUAUUGCAAUGAGACGGUUAUUUUGUUUAUUGUCUUGAAUUAAAAGUAAUAAAAGGUUUUCCCAGGUU
This is a messenger RNA of Anguilla anguilla (European eel), 9169 nucleotides long. RefSeq lists its product as uncharacterized. The transcript has 40 exons. The record is from RefSeq and is a predicted model, not a curated record. Lineage: Eukaryota; Metazoa; Chordata; Actinopteri; Anguilliformes; Anguillidae.